Solanum lycopersicum (tomato) is the source of this 2208-nucleotide messenger RNA. NCBI's taxonomy places the organism in Eukaryota, Viridiplantae, Streptophyta, Magnoliopsida, Solanales, Solanaceae. The record is from RefSeq and is a predicted model, not a curated record.
AGAAUCAUUAUCAAUUGUGCAGCAAAUAGUGAUGGUGUUAAGGGUGCAGUGAACUGGGCAGAAAUUCUUGAAAAAUGGUCGCCAAAAAAAAUUCUUGGAGCUGAUAAACUAUUUAGAGCUAUAUCUGGAGCAACUUCUAGCCCCAUUGCACAGUACAUACCUUCUCCAUUCACUUUGGUGCACUCUGUCGAUCCAAGAAUCAAAUUGACUCGAGGGUGUGUGACUGAGAAGGGCUUUACAUUCUACCGAGGAAGUUAGUUUAAGAAAUGUGAUGGAGCUAGGUUGGUGGUCAAGAGGUUAAUGUAAUUGCUUGAUAGAAGUGGGGUUCAUCUUUUGCAGCAGGAAAGGGGAUGGAGUAUAUCCCUUCUAUAGCUGCAUGUUUUGCCCAUAGCAUAAUGGGUUAUAAUCAAUACUGCUCAAGUAUUGUGGCAUCUGUUUUCCACGAGUUCUACAAUCAUUAUGCUUGGCAUUUAUUGCUUUCUUCUUCACUAAGAGGUCAUGUUAGAGUGUUAAAAGAAAGGUUGUUUUGUUCUGUUCCUUUCAUUCAUGAUGUCGUUUGUUCUGUAGUUAAAGACUGAUUUUAUUUGAAUCCCCAUUUCUUGGUUAUGCAGGCAUGGCUCUUUACUCUGGUUAUAUUACCGGCAAAAUCAAAUGUAGUCAUGCGUUUGUCAUUGGUUGCGUACUUAGCCAUACUAUCUAUUUUGGUUCAGCCUGCACAAGUGUGGAAGGAUCAACUCGGGAGAGUCACACUGCUGUCCGGGAUCUUAUUUAUAAUGUUGGGCCUAAGCACUGAUAGUGCACCUUCCCUCAUCUCUUCAAGAGCUCCCCCGCCUUCAAUGAUGGGAUUACCAUCUUUUCCUGCAUCUUUGGAAGGUUAUAAAUAUGUAAUCUUGAAGCUGGGGCCAUUACAACUCACCAGAAAAGGCUUGUCAACCGCUACUACAUCAGCAUGUUUAACCUUCACUAUCUUCCAAAGUGCAAGUGUAUUCCUAUCAACCACAACACCGGAGCAGAUAGCUUUUGCCUUGCGGUGGUUUAUAUCCCCUUUGGCCAACCUUGGUGUCCCUGUUGCUGAAGUUAUCCUUACUCUCCUGCUCUCCUUGAGAUUUAUCAAUCUUGUGUUUGAUGAGGUCCGAAAUGUUGCUCUUGGUAUUGUAUCUCGUAGGAUUAAUUGGCAGCAGAUGACAAUGUUGGAGACGAUAGAUGUUUUCUUCACAUAUAUACGUCGGAUAUUCAGAAAUAUUUUUGUUCAUGCAGAGCAGAUAUCUCAGGCAAUGAUUGUUAGAGGUUUUCGAGGGGACAGCACCACUCACAAAAUAUUCUUGUCAGCAGACUCAUCUAGUGGAGUUGCAAAUUAUAUUUCCAUAUCAUGCCUUUUUGGUCUAAUAGCCUUAGUCACUUUGCCUAAAUACCUUAUACAAUAAAAACAUGACUAAUCAUCUGAAAAAGAUCCAUCGCUUGACCUUUUUACCUUCAACUAUCUUAAACUCCAAAACAGCGAUCAACACUUCUCUUCGAACUUCUUUUCUCCUCUUCUUCCUCCACAUUUGUACUCUUUUUCUAGAAAAAAGUCGGAUUCUUUCCUAGCAUAUGUCCAUGAAGAAGAAAAUUGGUCAAAUCAAUUUCCUUUAUCAAUUGAAAGUGGCUGGUUGCUCUGUCCCUCUUAUCUGUGAUGAGCAUUGAAGUCGUUACUGACAUGGCAGCUGCAUGAAAUGACUAUGGAAGUGUUUGGACCUGGUUUCCCACUACGUAAAGGUGAUCGAAACUUACAUUUUCUGGAACCUCAAUGUGAUGUUCCGGAAUAUCUCUGUAUCAGGAGAUGGGAUUUUUAAACAAGUUGCGCUCCAGAGAAGCUAACUGUUGAUUACAUACUUACAAACAGUAUUAGUUCUUUAAGAAAAUCAUCAUCAGAUCCUUGUGUGAUUUGGUAACUGCAAUCAUUCUAGCUCUCGCCACGAAGAUUUGGGUGUUGCUAAAUUAUGAGCUUCUGGCUGGGAUGACGAAAACUUUCAAGUGUUGUUAGAAACUGCUUAUCUGAUUCACUUGACAUUUUUCUUAAUGUAAAGGCACUAUUGGAUGUGUUGUCUGUAUACAGUAUAAUCUAUACCUGAAAUGCAGGAAACUUUUGGUGCCUGAAAAAGGGAAAAGAAUCAGAUUGGUGUUCUUCUUUUGCCUUAUGAAUACGAAAAAGAUUCAAUUUUGAUUGAA